This is a messenger RNA of Wasmannia auropunctata (little fire ant), 1597 nucleotides long. It is a transcript of the gene Arp10, whose product is annotated as actin-related protein 10. Gene Ontology annotation, biological process: retrograde axonal transport of mitochondrion. Lineage: Eukaryota; Metazoa; Arthropoda; Insecta; Hymenoptera; Formicidae. The record is from RefSeq and is a predicted model, not a curated record. The coding region runs from base 236 to 1366 and encodes 376 amino acids. The transcript is spliced from 5 exons.
AUUGUCUUUCUCUUUAUCUAGCGAGAAAGGCGUAUCCAGGCUGAGUUUCAGAACACAGAUUGAUGAGAUUGAAUGUCAGAUGAUUUAAUGAACGCCCGCCGAGCGUAUUCGUGUGAUUCUCUCCAUCUCUCUACUCCGAUUUUUUCAGCUGCUUACCUGUCAAACGACUCUUGUACAUUAAUCGAUUACAUUAGUCAAAAAUACGAGAAACGUACGGACAAAUAAAAUAAAGAAAAUGCUUCGCGGAUACGAGGGCGUGAGGUAUAUCUCGGACAAGCAAAUGGUGGUGUUUGACAUUGGUAGCGCGUACACAAAGUUCGGCUACGCGGGAGAAAUGUCACCACGUGGUAUUAUUCGAACCGAAGUGCGAUGCUCGGAGUCGAAGAAGAUACGCAGGAUCGUUGAUUACAAGGACGUCGAGGAUCUGUAUCAACUGCUCGUGGACUUUUUCCAUCUAUUAUUUUUUAAGUACGUUGUGAUAAGCCCGAAAGAUGCGAGGAUAUUGCUUCUGGAGUCCCCGCUGGCGGUGGCGUCGUUCAGAGACACCCUCGCGAAAGUAAUGUUCAGGCACUUCGAAGUCGGCUCUGUACUGUUUCUGCCGAGCCACCUGGCCACAAUCAGCACUCUCGGCAUUGACACAGCUUUGGUGUUGGACGUCGGAUAUCGAGAAGCGACUCUAAUUCCGAUCUUCGAGGGAAUACCGGUCCUUAAAGCCUGGCAAGCGUUGCCCUUGGGCGGACAGAUUGUACACGAGAAUUUAAGAAAAUACUUUCGAGACACAGCAAGCAAUCUAGAUUUGUCAGAAAGGAUGGUGGAAGACAUCAAAGUAAGAAUGUGUUUCGUAACCACGCUGGAAAGAUCUGCGAAGCUGGGAACUAAAGAUGCGCCGCCUCCACCUCCCGACGUCACGUAUCCAGGCGUUAGAAGAAUCUUAAUACCUGGAGAAAUUAGAGAAAAGGCAUUUGAGAUGCUGUGGGAAAGGGAUAACGAUAAUCUGUCUUUGCCCACCAUGAUACUCGACGCUAUCGUUAAGUGCCCGUUGGAUAUGAGGCGGGUGUUGGCUGAAAAUAUAAUACUCGUCGGCGGAACAACUAUGACGAAAGGCUUCGCGAGUCGUCUGAAGACGGAAUUGUUGGCCUUAGUCAAGAGCGAUCUGUACAAAACUAAAUUAAAAGUGGAAUCAUUCAAAUUCCAUACGGCGCCUAGUAAACCGAAUUACACAGUAUGGCUGGGCGGUGCUAUUUUUGGCACGACAGAUUUGCCAUUGCGAUGUCUGACAAAAGAAGUGUACUUAAAAACAAACCGAGUCCCCGAUUGGUCUAAUCUCAUAGAUAAUCAGAAGGAUGAAACUUCUUACGAAAUAUGAAUAAGUAAACGAGUAAGAUCGUAAGGAUUUAACAGAGUAAUCUAUAGAAAAGCAAGUAAAUAAUUGUAUUUAUUACAUUAUUAUAGUUGUGAUUUAUAAAAUGCAUAUUGUACAUAUUGUAUAAUUUAAUUAUGCACUUUUUCUACUUCAUUAUAAUUGCAAUUUCACAAAAUAAAUACUGUAUUUUAAUCCCAAUUGAUGGCUGAUGGUAUUAACAGUAAUCAAAAUAUA